AUGGGUUACUAUUACUGUAAACCAAGGCCUUGUGAUGCUCGUACUCCCAAUGUUGUUCUGAUCUUGGUCCUGGCUUUGAUUCUUCUGUGUGCACCAAAGCUCUUCUCACGUGAAGAGGAAGAAGAAACCAAUUCCACCUCACCUUUUGUCGCAUUAAUACUCCUAGUACUCAUUCUGCUUGUGUUGUCCUUGUUGGGAACUUCAAGGAGAAAGGUUUCUGUGAAGCCACCAUAUUGUCAGUGUAUACAACAAUUGUUGUUACUAAUACCAUCCAAUUCAAUGGCUUAUGGUAGAAGCAGAACGUCCUCUGCGUUGGAUGGCUUCACUCUGAAUCCCCUGCCAUACCCCGUUCUAUUAGUCUUAGCACUGAUAUUCCUCUUCUUUGCCAUAUCAUGGUACUUUACCUAUGAAGAAGUUGUUGAAACUGCUGAAAAACAAUUUGGUUGGGUACUAUUUGCCACACCAGUGGUGCUAAUACUCAUAGUUCGUUGGUUAUCAUCUAUGGAAAAUUCAAAUUGGUUCUCUGCUUCGUUACCGUGGGAGAGUCGCAUGAGAACCCACCAAGGCCCUUCGGAAGGAAGCUCUCCGUGGGGUGUGGCUGCUUUGAUCCUGGUGUUGCUGAUAAUGGUUCAAUACCAAUCCAACUUUCUCGAUAGCUGGUUUGUUUGA
Sphenostylis stenocarpa is the source of this 669-nucleotide messenger RNA. Lineage: Eukaryota; Viridiplantae; Streptophyta; Magnoliopsida; Fabales; Fabaceae. The record is from the annotation of a GenBank genome assembly.